Messenger RNA from Fusarium oxysporum Fo47, 1162 nucleotides. RefSeq names its product Sec63 complex subunit SEC66. Bases 248 to 916 code for a protein of 222 amino acids. Gene Ontology annotation, biological process: post-translational protein targeting to membrane, translocation. The record is from RefSeq and is a predicted model, not a curated record. The transcript has 3 exons. Lineage: Eukaryota; Fungi; Ascomycota; Sordariomycetes; Hypocreales; Nectriaceae. Gene Ontology annotation, cellular component: Sec62/Sec63 complex.
ACCAGCCACAAUUCCAGGAGCCACUUGGUAAAGCUGAAGCGUAAUCUGGCCUAAAGUUGGAUCUGCGCCACACCACCACUAAUUGACAGUUCCUUAUUGCAUUCGUGUCUGUCUGUACAUUGGACUCGACUCAUACAAACCAAAACCCAAGUCACGGCCGGCUCGACUUCUUUCUUUACACUCGUUUUCUUUUUAAUUACAGUACGGACGAUCUCGUAUUUUACUUUUGCAACUUUCAUCAUUCAUCAUGCUCAACAUCGAUUGGAAGGGCCUUGCCCUCCCCUUUGCCUAUGUUCUCGUCCUCGGCAGCGCACUCAUGACAUUCUCGACAAUCUACCGAAAAAGAAAAGCUGCUGAGAGCGCCAACUUGGCUCCGUGGUUCGGCCCUCACCUCCAGCGCAAUGUCUACCUGUCCCUGCUACACCUCGAGGACGGCUCCGAAAAGGGACCCAAGAUUCCCGAAAGCGUUCUACGAGCUGCCCUUUUGCGUCGCGCCGUCGAAGAUAUCCGUCGUCUGAUCCAGAUCAAGUCUGCGAAGCAAGCAUGUGGUUCUCUGCUGCAACGAGGCAGUGUGGGUGAUGAUCUGUGGCAGCGAUUCCAGCGCGCCGAGAAGGAGAUGGAGGAGGAGCUCAGAGAUGUCGUCACAGAGGCCAACGCUCUCGCACCAAACUGGGGCCAGUCCAUCUUCCAAUCCGCCCACGAAAUGACCGCCAAUGCUACCAUGCGCAGCUCAAUCGAAGAGAUCCUCGCCCAAGCCGAGUCAGAGAAGCAGUGGUGGGAGAAGCGCCGAGGACAGAUCCAGUCAGAGUUCAUGAAGGAGCUCGACGGCUCUGAGCAGAGCUCUUCUGCCAAGACUGCCAGCGAGGAGGAUGCCGUCAUGGUCGACACGCCUUCAAAGAAGAAGGGCAAGAAGUAAACAGUUGGAGAUGUCUUGUGUGGGUUGCAAGAAUAUGGGAUUGGGGUGUCUUUAUAGGUAUAUACAUGGUUCCGGACCUACCUCUUCAAAUUUUGGUUGUAGUAUACCACAUGUCACUUUGUUGCAAGGCGCACACUCUUGGUGUGUAUGGGAAGAAGGGAGGGAAAUCCACACCAGCGGCGUUGAGGUUGACUUUUGAAAAUAGUAGCAUGGGCUUCUUCUCUAUUGAUAUAUAUGUAUAAGGCU